GAGCGUAGUAGGAUAUGGUCUCAUGAGGGAGUGUUGGAUGUAUCGGAUACAAAGAUGGGAAAAAGAAAAGUUGAAGGUCUUAAUAUUGACUUUGAAGAUAGCUCAAGAAGCCAAUGUUUGGUGCAUGACGGAUUUGCCGAAAUGACUAAACUAAGGUUACUUCGAGUUGAUUAUGCACAUUUUGCUGAAAAUUUCACACAUCCUUUUUCACAACUGAGAUGGCUUAGUUGGAUGGGAUGCCCUAUGCAAUUUACAGUAACCAAUUUUGAUCCAAGGAAACUGGUUGUUCUUAAUCUAUCAUGUAGUGAGAUCACAGAACACUGGUUGGGUUGGAACCACAUCAAGAAUGCCGCAAAUCUAAAAGUUCUAGAUCUCACUUCGUGCAAAAAGCUAUCAAGAACACCUGAUCUUUCGGCAAAUAGAUGCUUGGAGAUAUUGAUUCUUACAGGCUGUAGGAAGUUGGUAGACAUUGAUGCAUCCAUUGGUCUUCUUGGGAGGUUAAGAGUUUUCGAUGCUUCGGAAUCCCUUAGAAUUAAAUCAUUCUCAGUUGAGCUUUCAAACCUUACAAAUUUAGAGAUAUUGAGCCUUGAAUUCCAUAAGAAUCUGAAGGAGAUACCAAGUGAUAUUGAGAAAUUGGCAAAAUUGAAAUCUUUGAAGUUUUCCUCUGGCGGCUUCAGAGUGUUACCAGCUGCCUUCAAUGCUCUUACUUGUCUUGAGGCUCUCAGUUUUAGUGUAUGUUGGGACCUUCAGCAUAUCUCAAUUCUUCCCUCAAGUUUAACCUGCCUGAGGGCUACAUCCUGCUGGUCACUAACCGAGAUUCCAGGUAUCAACGGAUUGGAAUCAUUGGAAAUCUUGGAUCUUGCAUUGUGCAGCAGUUUGGAAAGAUUGCCAGAUCUAUCACAAUUUAAAAAAUUGAAGUACUUAUGUGUCCAGUCCUGCAAAAGUCUAACAGAGAUUCCAGGAGUGGACAAAUUGGAAUCAUUGGAAGAAUUAGAUAUUAGUGACUGCAUAUGGUUGGAAACAUUACCAGAUUUGUCAAAUUUGAAGAAAUUGAAGAGUUUAAACGCUUAUUGCUGCUGUAUGCUAUCAGAGAUUCCAGGUCUCAAUGGAUUGGAAGAAUCCUUGGAACAAUUGGAUAUUAGUUGGUGUGAGUCUUUGGAGGGAUUGCCAGAUUUGUCAAAAUUUAAAAAAUUGAAGAAGCUAAGGGCUAAACUCAGUGAGGAACUAACCAAGUUUGUAGGAGUUGAGGGAUUGAAAUGCUUGGAAGAAAAAUGUGAUCAUGCCACUGAGAGUUUUAUAGGGUUGUUCACCAAAAUGGAAGGGAAGAAGCGUAUUAUGGACUCAAUAGAUUCGAAAAGAAGACAGAGAAUAGUGAGGGGCGAGAGAGAAGGGGCUGCUGGUGAAGUAUCUGCUGUCAGUUCAGAGAAUCUUCCUCCCAAAAGGGAAAUACCUGAAGGAGGAGGGAUGAAAAGUACCAAAGGAAGGGGAAGGGGAAGGGGAAAGAGAAAGGGAAGGAAGCUCCUACAAAAAGUAUCCCCAAUGAAUUUCUUCCGUCAGUGUUCUUUGAAAAGAAGUAAAGGGAUUGGAUCUUGUGGUAGUUACCUCUGCAUUCAGAUUCCUUAUCUGGUCCGCAUAAUGUCAUGUGGCAAAUCAAAACAAAGGUCUACCCAAUAAAGUAGCCGCCAGCCUGCCAUUCAUUCCAGCUCUCUUGCGUAAUGGGCGUCUUCCUCGGAUUGACUGCACCAUACGUAAAGGGGGCUGUUUUCUGUUUCUGAAGAUUUGGUAGUAUUGGGUGAGGCCUGCCUGUUCUUUUGGUGGAUUUCCUUGUUGCAGCAUGGCGCUCUCACUUUCUUGUAGCGUAUCUCGCUGCUCAUGUGGGUGUGCUUCUGUUUUUUUUUUUUUUCAGGGGUAUGAAACUUCUUGUGGUUUUGUAGCAUUGUAAUUUGAAUUAGGAUCUGAUGGAGAUAUGCCACCUCACCGUAACAACCUUGCCACCUCAGCAUACCAAUCUUGUAACAAAUCUAUAACAGACCACGUGAUGUCAAAGCUGAGAUCUGCUUAGUUCUAUGUCUAUUUCAUUCAUGGCAUCGUCACCUGCCGACACAAGCUCCGUCUCCGACGUUGCUCCGUUGUCUUCUUUGGUUGCGCCAAACGUUUUUGGUCACCUCUCGCUGAAACUCACUUCAACGAAUUACCUCCUCUGGCGAGCUCAAUUCCUUCCCCUUCUUAAAGGUUACAAUCUGCUCGGUUACAUUGAUGGAUCGUUUCAGUGACCAGCAACAUCUGAUUCUGCAAGUGCUCUUUGGGACAGGCAAGACCAGUUCAUUCUAAGCUGGAUUAUAUCUUCCCUAUCUAAGACUGAUAUUUCUCAUGUGGGAAAUAGAAAAGUUGAAGGUCUUAAUAUUGACUUUGAAGAUAGCUCAAGAAGCCAAUGUUUGGUGCAUGAAGGGUUUGCCAAAAUGACUGAAGCGUUUAAUGUUUACUUCGUGGGAAAAGCUAUCAAGAACACCUGAUCUUUCGGCAAAUAGAUGCUUGGAGAUAUUGAUUCUUACAGGCUGUGAGGAGUUGGUUGACAUUGAUGCAUCUGUUGGUCUUCUUGGGAGGUUAAGAGUUUUCGAUGCUUCGGAAUGCUUUAGAAUUGAAUCAUUCUCAAUUAAGCUUUCCAACCUGACAAAUUUAGAGAUAAUGAGCCUUGAAUUCCCUAUGGCCCUGGAGAAGAUACCAAGUGAUAUUGAGAAAUUGGGAAAAUUGAAAUCUUUGAAGUUUUCCUCUGCCGACUUGAGAGUCCUACCAGCUACCAUCAAUGCUCUUACUUGUCUUGAGUCUCUCAGUUUAAGUUGUCGGAGACUUGAGCAGAUUUCAAUUCUUCCCUCAAGUUUAACAUGCCAGAGGGCUACAUUCUGCUGGGCACUAACCGAGAUUCCAGGUACCAACGGAUUGGAAUCAUUGGAAAUAUUGGAUGUUUCUUGCAACAAUUUGAAAAGAUUGCCAGACCUAUCUCAAUUUAAAAAAUUGAAGUAUUUAUGUGUCCAAUACUGCCACAGGAUAACAGAGAUUCCAGGAGUGGGCAAAUUGGAAUCCUUGGAAGAAUUAGAUAUUAGUAGGUGCGAACGGUUGGAAACAUUACCAGAUUUGUCAAAUUUGAAGAAAUUGAAGAAUUUAAACGCUUAUUACUGCUAUAGGCUAUCAGAGAUUCCAGGUCUCAAUGGAUUGGAGGAAUCCUUGGAACAAUUGGAUAUUAGUUGGUUCGAGUCUUUGGAGGGAUUGCCAGAUUUGUCAAAAUUUAAAAAGUUGAAUAAGCUAAAGGCUAAACUCAGUGAGGAACAAACCAAGUUUCUAGGAGUUGAGGAAUUGAAAUGCGAUCAUGCCACUGAGAGUUUUGAGGAACCAGGGUUGUUCUUCAAAAGGGAUAUACGUAUUCUGGACCCAGGAAAAAGAAAAGUUGAAGCUCUUAAUAUUGACUUUGAAGAUAGCUCGAUGAGCCAAUGUUUGGUGAAUGAAGGAUUUGCUGAAAUGACUAAACUAAGGUUACUUCGUGUUGAUUAUGCACAGUUUGCUGAAAACUUCACGUAUAGUUUUUCACAACUGAGAUGGCUUAGUUGGAGAGGAUGCCCUAUCCAGUUCACACUAACCAAUUUUGAUCCAAGGAAACUGGUUGUUUUUAACCUGUCAUGUAGUGAGAUCACGGAACAGUGGUUGGACCUUUCAGCAAAUCGAUGGUUGGAGAUAUUGAUUCUUACGGACUCUGGAUAUUUCCUCGAUGUCGAUGCAUCUGUUGGUCUUCUCAAGAGAUUAACGGUUUUAGAUUUUUCUGAAUGCCAUUAUAUUAUUUCAUUUCCAAUUAAGCUUUCAAACCUAAUAAAUUUAGAGAUAUUGAGCCUUAAAGCCCUUGGGGAUUUGUUUGAUGAGUUACCGAGUGGUCUUGAGAAAGUGGCAAAAUUGAAGACUUUGAAGCUUUUCGAUAGCUACUUUAGAAUCCUACCAGCAACCAUCAAUGCUCUUACUUGUCUUGAGACCUUGGAUGUUGGAGAAUGCGUGUCUUUGGAAAGAUUGCCAAAUCUAUCAAAUUUUAAGAAAUUGAAGCACCUAAGAUUGGGAGGCUGUGUCAAUCUAACCGAGAUUCAAGGAGUGGACAAAUUGGAAUCCUUGGAAGAAUUAGAUAUUACCAAGUGUGUAUUGUUGGAAACAUUACCAGAUUUGUCAAAUCUGAAAAACUUGAAGAUCCUAAUCGCUCAUGCCUCCUUGUUGCUAGCUGAGAUUCCAGGUCUAAGUGGAUUGCAGGAAUCCUUGGAAAAAUUGGAUAUUAGUUGGUGCAAGUCUUUGGAAAGAUUACCAGAUUUGUCCAAUUUUAAAGAGUUGAAGAAGCUUAAGGCUGAAAUGACGUCCAAGAAUAAUGCUGGUUCUGCCUCUUCAAGUUCGAAGUUUGAAGUGUUCUUGAGCUUUCGCGGUAAAGACACUCGUACCAACUUCACCGAUCACCUCUACCAUGCCUUGCUUGAUGCUGGGAUUCACACUUUCAGGGACAACGAAGAACUCCUAAUGGGGAAGAAGCUUGUGCCGGAGCUAAUCGAUGCGAUCGAGCAGUCGAGAAUCUCUAUCCCCAUCUUCUCGGAGAACUAUGCAUCAAGUAAAUGGUGUCUCAAUGAGCUCACUAAGAUCUUUGAGUGCAAAAACACAACGGGUCAGGUGGUUCUGCCUAUUUUCUACAUUAUCGAACCCUCUGCAGUGCGAAACCAGACCGGGAGCUAUUCAGAGGCCUUUGAGAGACACCAGACUUGUUACGACUACACGACUGUGCAGAAGUGGAAGGAGGCCCUGAGAGAGUUUCUCUUUGUUUCUUUGGUAUUCAGAGUUAUUGUAAAGGCUUUUAGGCUUCUGAUCUGUAUAUGGGGCCUCUGGCAUGAAAGGAAGUUAAUAAAAUUAGUAGUUGCAACAGUUUGGAGUACAUUAAACAAAACACCCUCGAUUGUUUCUGAAAACCUAGUUGGAAUCCAACCUCAUAUUGAAAAAAUGUUAAGGUUGUUAAACAUUGAAUCUAAUGACAGAAAAAUUGUGGGGAUUAAUGGCUUUGGAGGCAUUGGCAAGACAACGAUCGCCAAGGCUGUCUACAAUACAAUAUUUUCUCACUUUGAAGGAUGUAGCUUUAUUGUAAAUGUUCGAGAAAUUGCUCAACGCCAUAACGGACUUAACCGUAUACAAAAUCAGCUUUGUCGUGACAUUCUAAAACAAGAAAACCCAAACAUUACUAGGGUUUAUGAUGGAUCUACUUUGAUCAAACAAAGAUUCCGCAAGAAAAAGGUUCUAAUUGUUCUUGACGACGUGGACCACGAUAGUCAGGUAAAUGCAUUAGUUGAAGAUUGUGAAUGGUUUGGUAUUGGAAGUAGGAUCAUUAUCACAACUAGAAAUAAGAGAAUCUUACUUGCUCAAAAAGCAGAAGGGAUCUAUGACCCCAAGGAAAUGGACUUAUAUCAAUCUCUUCAAAUUUUUAGCUGUCAUGCUUUUAGAAGGGACCAACCUCCAGAAGAUUAUUUGGAACUCUCAAAAGCUGUGGUAAAAACUACUGGAGGGCUACCCUUGGCUCUUCAAGUUGUGGGUUCAUCUUUAUUUUGCAUGGAAAAACCAGUUUGGCAAGGAAAAUUGGAGAAAUUGCAAAAUAUUCCAAAUAACGAGGUCAUGCGAAGAUUGAGAAUAAGUUAUGAUGGACUAGAUUAUGAGGAGAAACAGAUGUUUCUUGAUACUGCAUGUUUUUUAAUUGGAGCGCGUAAGGAUGUUGCAUGUUGCGCAUGGGAAGGGUGUAAAUUUUAUCCCAAAGUAGGACUUGACGUUCUCCGACUAAGAUCUUUGAUAACAAUUGGUGAAGAUGGUUAUUUGGGAAUGCAUGAUCAACUCCGGGAUCUUGGAAGGGAAAUCGUUCGUCAAGAAAAUAUAAGUGAGCCAUGGGAGCGUAGUAGAAUAUGGUUGCAAGAGGAAGCGUUGGAUGUAUUGAAUAUGAAGAUGGGAAAAAGAAAAAUUGAAGGACUCAUUAUUGACAUCAGAGAUAGAUCAAGGAGCCGGUGUUUGGUGAAUGAAGAAUUUGCUGAAAUGACUAAACUAAGGUUUCUUAGAGUCGAUUAUGCACAUUUUGCUGAAAAUUUCACACAUCCAUUUUCACAAUUGAGAUGGCUUAAGUGGAUGGGAUGCCCUAUGAAAUUCACACUAACCAAUUUUGAUCCAAGGAAACUGACUGUUCUUAAUCUGGCGUGUAGUGAGAUCACAGAACACUGGAUGGGUUGGAACAGCAUCAAGAUGGCAGUAAAUCUAAAAGUUCUAGAUCUCACGUCUUGUGAACAACUAUCAAGAACACCUGACCUUUCAGCAAAUAGAUGCUUGGAGAUAUUGAUUCUUACAGGCUGUAAGAAUUUAGUUGAGAUUGAUGCAUCCAUUGGUCUUUUGGAGAGGUUAAGAAUCUUAGAUGCUUCUCAAUGCUUUGCGAUUAAAUCAUUCCCAGUCAAGCUUUCAAACCUGAUAAAUUUAGAGAUAUUGAACCUUAAAGCCUGUGGGAAUCUAGAGGAGAUACCAAGUGAUAUUGAGAAAUUGGCAAAAUUGAAAAGUUUGAGGUUUUUCAAAAGCAAUUUUAGUGUACUACCAGCUACCAUCAGUACUCUUACUUGUCUUCAGGCACUUAGUUUAAGAGAAUGUGAGAAGCUUCGGCGCAUCUCAAUUCUUCCCUCAAGCUUAACCUGCCUGAGGGUUGAAUUCUGCUAUGGACUAACCGAGAUUCCAGGUGUUGAUGGAUUGGAAUCGUUGGAAAUCUUGGAUGUUGUUUUGUGCAGAUCUUUGGAAAGAUUACCAUAUCUAUCAAAUUUUAAAAAAUUGAAGCGCUUGUUAGUUGCAGGCUGCUUCAAUCUGACUGAGAUUCCAGGACUCGAAAAAUUGGAAUCCUUGGAAGAAUUAGAUAUUUCUUGGUGCAAUUGCUUGGGAAUAUUACCAGAUUUAUCAAAUUUGAAAAACUUAAAGAUUCUUAAAGCUUAUUAUUAUUGCUCCAAGCUAACAGAGAUUUCGGGUCUCAGUGGAUUGAAGGAAUCCUUGGAACAAUUGAAUAUUAGUUUUUGCGAGUCUUUGAAAAGAUUACCAGAUUUCUCAAAUUUUAAAAAGUUGAAUAAGCUGGAGGCUAUAUUCCUGCGGACAAAGAUUCCAACUGCCGAAGGGUUGGAAUACUUGGAAGAAGAUCUCGAUGCCAUUGGGGUUUUCAGCCAUGGUUUCAUGUAUUGGCAUGGUAUACGCUGUAUCGACGUAAGCAAAACAGAGGAGAUCAAAUUCAAAAGAAGGGUCAACUUUACCACUCCACGCUGGCGGGGAAAGCAGCAGCAACCGUCAAGGUUGUAAGAAAGAGGAUGGGUCUUCUGGUGUGCGCAAUCAGAUUUCUUCUCUGCUCCGCAUAUUACAGGUCUGACCUCUUCGGAGGAACUUCCAGUAUUCAUUCAUUCCAG
Macadamia integrifolia is the source of this 7469-nucleotide messenger RNA. RefSeq names its product disease resistance protein Roq1-like. Lineage: Eukaryota; Viridiplantae; Streptophyta; Magnoliopsida; Proteales; Proteaceae. Gene Ontology annotation, biological process: signal transduction; defense response. The transcript is spliced from 14 exons. Gene Ontology annotation, molecular function: ADP binding; protein binding. The record is from RefSeq and is a predicted model, not a curated record. Bases 2476 to 7365 code for a protein of 1629 amino acids.